AUGUUUGCGGAUGAUGUCAAGGUCUUCCGUGCUAUUAGGGACCCUUCUGACACUGAGACACUGCAGAUGAACCUAUGCUUAAUUGAGAACUGGUGCAUCACUAACGCUAUGAGCAUAAAUGCCGCCAAAUGUUCACUGGUUUCUUUCAAUCGCUCUGCCCAACCUCUUGUGGUAUCUGACUACGUGCUCAAUGGAACUGUUCUAUCUCGCAGUACAAUCGUCCGUGAUCUUGGUGUCGUCUUCUCUGCAGAUCUUAGCCCUGAUAAGCAUAUUGACUUCAUCUGCAGCAAAGCCCUACGAAUGCUCAACUUCAUACUAAGAGCUACAAGGAGUGGUCUUGGCAUUGUGGCGUUGAAUAUCCUUUAUAAGUCUUUGGUAAGGAGUAUACUUGAAUACUGUUCUGUUGUCUGGUUCCCUUAUCAACACAAUCACAUUGAACGUCUAGACAGGAUCCAGCGACACUUCGUCCGAGCUGUCGGUGUUAGGCUGGGUCAUAACUAUCUUGAUGUACCCAUUGAUCUAGUUGAAGCCUCUCUUGGACUUCUCCCUCUGUCUACUACAAGGCAAUAA
Molecule: messenger RNA, 570 nt
Organism: Homalodisca vitripennis (glassy-winged sharpshooter)
Lineage: Eukaryota; Metazoa; Arthropoda; Insecta; Hemiptera; Cicadellidae
Exons: 1
Coding region: 1-570 (189 amino acids)
Source: RefSeq, a predicted model, not a curated record